This is a messenger RNA of Schistosoma turkestanicum, 1073 nucleotides long. Lineage: Eukaryota; Metazoa; Platyhelminthes; Trematoda; Strigeidida; Schistosomatidae. The record is from the annotation of a GenBank genome assembly.
CGUCAGCGCGUUAUUUGAACUAGGCGUUAUACGGUGGUAGUCAAAAUGUUGGAUGGUGUGAGCAAUAUGAUUGCUGAGUUGUAUUCGUAUCUUACGGAUGUCCAGAUUUCCUUCAUAAAAUACGCUCUGACUGCCCUUCUCUUGACGUCUACUUCUUUCUACUUGUUAAGAAGAAGUCUCGGUAAAGAGUCAGUCACUGUCAACACGAAGAAAUCGAAAACACGCGUGAAGAAAAGCAAGAGUAAAUCUUCGGAUGGUAGGACAUCAUCAUCGGAUGGUGAUCACUCGGAAGUUAAAAAACCUGUGGUCCUGCCACGUAACCCUGCUGUUGUAAAUACACAAAAAACUCGUAUUCCUGUUAGUACUUUCAAUGAAGCAUUACCUGUAUUACCAAGUCCUGAAAAAGAUGUUCCUGAAAGCGAAGACAAGAGCGAUAAUUGGGUUACUGUAAGGAAAGGAAAAAAGAUUUCAGAUCAUCAUCCAAAAUAUACAGAAACUACUAAAGAAACAAAAGCAGUCAUAUCCGACGUCGUCAUAUCGAAAGGCAAGAGUAGUGAAAAGCGCCAGUUUUCGAGUGCAGAAACUAACCUUGAGUCUGUUACUCUGAGAGCGUCAAAACUAUUGCCACCCGUUCCACAAAUUCCGGCUUAUAAGUCAGCUGGUUCUGAAUCUGACGGCGAUUGGCAUGAGGUUCGACUCUCAAGGAAGGGGCGUAAGUCAGCCAGACAAUAAUAUCCCUCAACAAAGUGUACAUAUCCCCUGUGAUUUCUACAAGUGCCUACUCUACUGUUUUCCUAUUUUUCAUUCCAUCGUCCCUAUGCCGAUUACACUGCACAAGUUCGACAUUUAGUAUAUUGUGUCACUUCCGAUUUGACGACUGUCAACUACCAUAAUUGAGAUUUGGUCUACAGUUUCACUUUCCUUUUCGUCUUUUACUGCUCAUUAUUUUGUUAUAUGAUUCCUGUAUUCAGCAUUAUCACUUUUUGACAUGUAAUAACCCUAUUCACAAUGCCUAUCUGGUGAAUAGUAAUAAUUUGGUCCACUUUUGAUAAAUAAAAUUUUGUUGUUAUCAA